Messenger RNA from Saccostrea cuccullata (small rock oyster), 1110 nucleotides. RefSeq lists its product as uncharacterized. The record is from RefSeq and is a predicted model, not a curated record. Lineage: Eukaryota; Metazoa; Mollusca; Bivalvia; Ostreida; Ostreidae. The coding region runs from base 65 to 886 and encodes 273 amino acids. The transcript is spliced from 2 exons.
CAACAUUGUCUAGUAUAAUCCCUAGACGUGUGCUGCUAUAUACAAUAGCCUAAAAGAUGAUUAUAUGAAGGUUCCAAAUUCAUGGGAAGAUUGGCAGAAAAUAGCUAAAGAGUUUGAAGACAAGUGGAAUUUUCCUAAUUGCAUUGGGGCCAUGGAUGGGAAACACAUAGCAAUUCAGUGUCCUCUAAAAAGUGGUUCAAAUUAUUACAAUUAUAAACAAUUUUACAGCAUAGUUUUAUUGGCUUUGGUUGAUGCUGAUUACAAAUUCAUAUAUGUAGAUUGUGGUUGCAAUGGAAGAGUAAGUGAUGGUGGUGUGUUUGCAAAUUCAAGCCUAUACCAAGCUUUGGAAUCAAAUGAUCUUAAUAUUCCACCUAAAAAACCUUUACCACUGAGACAUACACCUGUUCCAUAUGUCACUGUUGGGGAUGAAGCAUUUCCCUUAAAAUCUUAUAUUAUGAAACCAUACUCCUUUAAAAAUCUGGACCAAAACAAGAGAAUUUUCAACUACAGGCUUUCAAGAGCAAGGCGAAUAGUUGAAAAUGUUUUUGGAAUUUUAACAAGUAGAUUUGGGGUAUUUAAAAAGGCUAUUCCUCUAGAACCAGAAAAAGUUGAGGGAAUUGUUUUGGCAUGCUGUGCACUGCAUAACUUUCUAAGAACAAGGAAAUCAGCCACAGAAUAUAUAGGCCCAGGGAUGAUUGAUGAGGAGGACACUGAGAAUGGGACAAUGAAUUAUGGGAUUUGGAGACAUGAAAUGGGCACAAAUCUACCCGGUCUUAUUCGACAAUGUGGGAAUCGAUCAAGUAAUGAUGUACGAGAAAUAAGAGAAGAAUUUUGUGACUAUUUUAAUACAAAUGGUCAGGUUUCUUGGCAAUGGGAAUUGCUGUAACUUACAAGAUUGGACUGUGAUCCUCUGGGGACAAUUUGUGUUUUCAAAAAGGCAUCCAGGGACUUGAAAUGAACCCAUGAACUGGUGUAGAGUUCGUCUGUGCCAGAGCCACUCUUCCUGGACUUGUUUAUUUUGGACAAUUCCUUAGAAUAGUAUCCUCUGAGAUAGGAUAUUUUGGCUUGUAUUUGAUUGACUGUAAAUAAAAAAUAAAUACAUUUACAAGU